Molecule: messenger RNA, 1483 nt
Organism: Papilio machaon (common yellow swallowtail)
Lineage: Eukaryota; Metazoa; Arthropoda; Insecta; Lepidoptera; Papilionidae
Exons: 2
Coding region: 311-1432 (373 amino acids)
Source: RefSeq, a predicted model, not a curated record
AACGUGUUUGUUAUUAUACAUCUUUAUUUAAAUUUCUUUCAUAAUAUCUUUGUUUUUAAACGUUUUUGUUAUCUGUGGUGACAACACUGCAAGAUGUCACUUUAUAAAAGAAAAAACGCUACGCCACGCGGGUUUCUGAAUUAUCUAAUAGUAAAAUAUCAAACUGUUAAACCUAAUUAAAAACGCCAGGAAGCAAUAGCUUUAAUGUUGUUUCUCUUUUCAGAGCAACACUUACAGUUAUUGUUUUAUUUGUUUAACGUAAUAAAAAUAACAUAUUACAAAACAACAUUAUUGAUAGCUGUUGUAAACCAUGGAAAAAUUAAGAUUUGAAUUUGUCGUAAAACAAAGUGAAGACCCGAAAACAAACGUGAUAUGCAUAACCUCAAUUACGGACACCGACAAAAACAUGUACUUAAUUCCGGACAAAUUUCAACCGGCAAAACUACAUGAAGAGAUUAUAAAGACUCAAACUUUUCAAAAAGUAAAAUGUACUUUGCAAAAAAGACAUGAGAGAAGACAUGUGUGGAUUUCAUUAACACAAGAUUUACGUAACUCGUAUAUGGAUGGAGAUGGAAACAUGCAAUUCAAAGGAUAUUUGUUAGAACAAAUUACAUCACAAACAGAACAACAAACGUCAGCAGAAGCCCUUUCAAGAGUUUUAGAAAAUUUUACUGAAUUGAAGAAGCAAUCUAAACAGCCCAAUUUGAAGGAAUUAUGUGAAAAGUUUGUAAUAGAGAAAUUUACUAAAAAAACAUCAAGUGUAACGCAAUGGAUGGUCAUCUUUGAAGCUGAAUGUACUCGUAUAGGUAUAGAUGAAGAUAUUCAAAAAAUUCAAGUAUUUAGGUUAUUUUUGGAUGAUUCUUGUCAAGACUGGUAUAAUUCAAUGCUUAUAAAAUAUACAGUUAAUUCAGAAUGGUGUAUUUGGAAAAAAAACUUUUGUGAAACAUAUGUAAACAUAGGCUGGACACCCAUAAGGUAUGCUUUCUCAUUUAAAUACAGGCAAGGUUCAUUAUUAGAAUAUGCUUUAAAGAAAGAAAGGCUUUUGUUAGAGAUAAACAAAUCAAUAGAUAAACAUACUUUAAUUGAUUUAAUUGUAACUGGGUUACCUAAUUUUGUAGCAGAUGAGAUUGAUAGAAAUAAUUUACAAGAGACUGAGGAUUUAUUUAGUAGUAUUCGAGGCUUAGAAUAUUUAAUUAAUAGAAGAAUUGUAUGGACAAGGGAUAUAGAUUCAGGUAGUAAAAUUAAAGAAAAAAGUUUGAAAGACCGACCAUGUAGAAUCUGUGAAAAAGAAAAAAAAGGUACUCGCUAUCAUCCAGAAUCAGUAUGUUGGUUUAAAAAUAGAGAUAGUGAUCGGUUAAAGAAAGAGCCAAUUAGAAGUGUUAAUAAUUCUGAAUUAGAAAUGAGUUUAAAUGAAAUAGAUCCAAAAAACUAAUAAUUCCACCAUUAAUCAAAAUUAAUUUAAGAAUAAAUGAUUGCAUAGAAA